AUGAGUUCAAAAAGCGUUGGAGCUAAACCGACUGAUAGAUACAAUAUAAUUUACAUUGUCUUCAUUAUCCUGGGAACCGCUAGUACCUUGCCCGUGCAUAUUUUUUAUACCGCAUCUUCGUACUAUAAGGCCAAGCUAAAAGGAACACGAUAUGAGCAUGUCAUUGAGAACUAUUUGAUGUUGGCUUACAGUUUACCUACCUUAUUUAUGGGGGUUAUCAAUCUUAUGCUACUGCGAUCAUUUGAUGUCAGAAAACGACUAGCCUUUUCAGUAAUCAUGCUUAUAAUCUUUUUCACAGCUACGGCUAUAUUGGCAAAAUUAGAUACAACCAAAUGGAAAAUGACAUUUUUUAUAUUAAGCCUAACAAUUAUCUCCUUGAACAGCGUGUUUGGAAGUACUAUAUAUCAAGGAAGCUUAUUUGGAUUAGCUAGUAUUUUUCCAAAGGAAUAUGCACAAGCGCUGAUCACUGGUCAAGCUUUAGCUGGUGUUUUUACAGCAAUUGUCAACAUAUUAUCAUUAAUCGCUAGCCAUUCUGCAAGCCAUAGUGGUGUUGCCUACUUUAUCUGUGGAAUAAUUUUACUAUUGGUAUCCUUAAUAAUUCAAUUAUUACUGAAAAAGAAUGCUUUUGCAAGAUAUUAUAUGGAACUAAAUUUAGAAUAUGAUACCUAUCAGAGGAAAAAACUGUUAAGCCAUGAAGACGAAUUUAGUGAAACCGAUGAAGAACAUGAACGUGUUCCAAAUGAGGAUAGCCGAAUAUAUCGUAUUAAGCACAUUAUAAACAAGCUUUCAAUCCUAUCACCAGUGGAUGGUUGA
Molecule: messenger RNA, 813 nt
Organism: Trichoplax adhaerens
Lineage: Eukaryota; Metazoa; Placozoa; Uniplacotomia; Trichoplacea; Trichoplacidae
Exons: 11
Coding region: 1-813 (270 amino acids)
Biological process (GO): nucleoside transmembrane transport
Cellular component (GO): plasma membrane
Molecular function (GO): nucleoside transmembrane transporter activity
Source: RefSeq, a predicted model, not a curated record